Somion occarium is the source of this 3715-nucleotide messenger RNA. NCBI's taxonomy places the organism in Eukaryota, Fungi, Basidiomycota, Agaricomycetes, Polyporales, Cerrenaceae. The record is from the annotation of a GenBank genome assembly.
CGUCAACCUUCGAGGUGACUGCACUUUGGAAGGGAUUGGCAGCAAUCUGAGCAGAUCUGACUCGGAGCAGUACCACGCCAGUAGCUCAUUUGAAAUAUAAAUAUAGACGCCCACGCUGUUGAAGUUGGUCACUGACUCUGAGCUUUCAACUUCACAGAACUUUGCAUCUAUUCCUCAGCAGCUUUCAGUUCUUUCUCCGGCAAUAGCUCUAGCAUUGCCCGUUACAACGACGCCGGGCAUUACUAUCGUGAUUUCAGGACGUCCUACUCUUAGUCCAGGUACUCUUCCCGGAUUGACGUCAAGUGAAUACUGCCGCGGAGAGUGGGGACUCUUGCUGGCGUGAUAUGUGGAUAUGUCGUUGAUUAGCGACCCAGACUUUCUCAUCCACAGUCUACGCCUGAAUUACCUUCGGAACGUAGAUGAUACCUAUGGGUCUCGAAUAAUCUCCCUCGAGCCAUCCUACCAAACGAACCCUUAUGUCAUUACAUCUGGUCUAGCGGAUGUUCAACGAUGGCCCGAGCUCACUGCACCGUCUAGUCCGCCCAUCAGCGAUGAUGAAUCUGGGCGAUCGGGUGCUCAUACAUCUGGCUACCCUGGUGCGUCGGGACUUAAAUAUACAACCACAAUUAUGGGUCCUCGACGUGUAGGAGCUAUGGGGCUUCGGGUAUCAGGGAAGCGUGCGUCCAUAUCGAAAACAUCUGUGCGGAAUUCGAUACGUUCAGAGAAGGCCGGGAACGGUGCUACACCAGACGACCCUAUCAACGUCGAUAUCGUUGAACCAACACCAAUCGACCAAGCAUCGCCCAACCUCAGCCAUAAGGUUCUCGACGAAAGUCCUAUAGCUAAUGGAGGAGCUAUUGCUGAGGCCGCCUCCAAGUCUCCAAUUCAGCAACCCCAACGACCUCAGGAAGACCUUAAACCCCCACCCCAAAAUGUGGCCAUGCCGUUUAUACCCAAGUUCAAGGGUGCAGCAGAAAUGGAGGCCCGGCGCCGUCUUCGUAUGAUGAAUCGUGUUCCGCCGGGUGGCGCGCCUAUGAGACCCGCCAUGGUAGCUGCAGCCCAUCUCAACCCCGAGCUUUCCUCCUCUUCCGAGUCCGAGUCGGAUGUUGGUGAAGAAGAGCCUUCUGGAGAUGAAGAAGAAGACGAGUUUGACGAUGACGCGCAGGAUAUCGAUGACAGUAUUGAAGUAGAUGCCGAUGAGUUCGAUCCUGACUUUGCUGCCAGUCGUGGCGGCAUAGGUAUUGACGCUGACUCGGAUGGCCUGUCCCUACUCUCAGGCUCAGGCUCCAUAAACUCAGCCAACUUCUCUAUGGUGGGCUCUUCGGUACCUUUGGGCAGCGCACGAAACCGAAAUCGCCUCAGUCCCGUGCGCGAAAGUCGUAUAUCCGAGGAAAAGUCUGCCAACGUCUCUCCCGAUCACGACUCUGGUCCAGAUAAUUCUUACUUCGAAAUGGUUACUCCAGCACCGCCUAGUGCCUCACAAGCCAGGAAGACUAAAUUGCAGAAUGGCUUCAAUGAGUCACCGCGUCAACCUGGCUCUGACUUGUUCAUUCGGCGACCUACUCCUCCCGUACAAGCAGCAAAGUCUGCCCUCACAGCUAUGCUUGCGACAACAUCCAAUAGUUCUUCCUCUAACCCCUUCACGGAACUGUACAGCGCUAUUUCAGGCCGUUCCGAGGGCGACAGCAUUUCUGUCUCUGUGUUUUUUCCCCAUGCACGUGAGCCUGCUAAUCGCGUUAUGGAGUUGAAUGUACGGAAGGACUCUACAGUUGAGGAAGUGUUAGGGUUCGCCUUAUGGACAUAUUGGGAGGAAGGUUGGCUGCCGAAGUUAGACGAAGGUCUAGACGGCGAGGAAGACCCGAAAUGGGACAUCAAGUGUUCUGCACUUGGUUGGAUAUUGAGGAUUGCAGAAGAAGACGGUGAAGUGGACGAAGAUUUCCCGCCGCCAGAUCGAACGGGUAGAAUAUCGAAAUUCAACUUCGACGCUUAUGCUGUGUUGGAAGCUUCCGCGGCCCAAGUGCAGCAGAACAAGAUUCUGGAUUCGAAGAUCCAGAGGCGUCCUUCGCGUAUUGUGAUCAAGAAGAAGAAAUCCACUGGGUUGCUUAAUGCGACGGCAGGACUUGUCCCUCCGGGUUCGGAGUCAUUGUUUGCUGCAUCUGCGAGCGCAGGUCUUACAUCAACGCUGGGAACAUCUGUUGGCAUGUUCCCAAGUUCGUUGGGCCCUUCAAGCAGUCAUGGCCCUCCGAUGUUCUUGCGUAUCCGGAUUGCGGAUACAGCAGAUGCAGGGCAUGUCUCCACUACUAUUCAAGCUUCUGGAGGAAUGUACAUGGCUGAAGUCCUUGAAGCAGUCUGUCUCAAGCGUAAGCUGCCCAACCCGAAAGACUAUGCGCUCGUGGUGGAUAUGAAUGGAAUGAAGAUCCUAAUCCCUCUCGACCGAACUGUCAAGAGUUUGCAGGGCAAACGAGACUUGAUGCUAAUCAAGAAGAACAUGUUACAGCAUUAUGGUGUGGAGUUGACCAAACGAAAUGGUCGAUCGACGGAUCCAAAUGCUUCAAUAUUCAAGAGAACGUCAGAGGUUCCGGAACAGGUUUACAGCUCCGUUUUCGAUUAUACCACUGCGUACAAGCGAUACACUGUGUACCGGAAAGUACCUAUGCUGGUCACUCGUAGUGCUCGGGCUCUGGCCAUUGACGGAGGUUACAUUCAUAUUAUGCCGCAGAGUAACAAGGCGAAGAACGUUUUCGACAGCGGAAAGACGGUUUCGUAUGAUAUCAAGAGUAUUGUUGCUGUUCAGCAAUCAAGCAAGAACAGCGCUACUUUCAAGCUUGUCGUCCAUCGCGAGUCUGAACGCAAUAAACGCUACGAGUUCGAGGCAGAAAGUCCAAAAAUUGCCAAUGAGAUUGUGCAAACCAUUCGCGGAUUAAAAUCGACGUUGGAAAGGUCUGGUACCACAAAGCAGAGCAGGCGGAGUAGGCAGGUUGGUUGAGGCGCACGUAGGAUUGGAUGUAAUGAUAUGGUUUGUAUUUUGAAUAUUCUGUCUCCCUCUGCUGUUGUAAGCUAUCAUUCAGUUUGUGUACCAAUAGUCAAUGAUCGCAUUUCUUCAUGAACCGGCACAGUGUAACCUGGUCCUUCAUGCACGUCGAUCUUGAUGUGACUGACAGCUGGCGUUGAAUAGAUAAGAUCUGAAGAACUGUUUGUGUAUGCUCUGCAGCAAUUAUGACGGUGGAAUAGAAUACAUGAAUACGUCCUGUAGUAGGUAUGAAGAGAUAUGUUGACACUACCGUGCACGGCAAAUGACCUCGCCAUCCAAGGAAAGUUGGACUGCCUCCCUAGCUUCCACCCACUCGUGCUCUCUAUCCUUCGUCUUCACUACUGCAAUCUCGCCCAUGCCCAAAGGCUUGAUAUUUUGUGCUCGCCGUCCCGAACAUAUCCGCCGAAUUUCAGAAGCAGACAUAUACAUUGGUUUACUGGGCUUGCUGAUGAGUGACAUGCCAGUCAAUACCGGCCUGUCAUCGCGGUACUUGAGGUCUGCCCAUAUUCGUUUCUGGUUCUCGGCAGCAGCAUGGAAUUCAAUAGGCGAGGGUUGAUCAGGAGUUCCUCGAGUCACUGAGGAAAGGAAUCCUGCCCGAAAUAGGAUGGAUAGAAUAGCGAGGUUUUGAACGGUAUGAGGGACGGAGAUACGAGCGUGCCUUGCUCGGAAUGCAUUUUGGACGUG